Ceratitis capitata (Mediterranean fruit fly) is the source of this 1086-nucleotide messenger RNA. RefSeq names its product probable DNA-directed RNA polymerase III subunit RPC6 (gene Polr3F). Gene Ontology annotation, biological process: transcription by RNA polymerase III. Bases 139 to 1020 code for a protein of 293 amino acids. Lineage: Eukaryota; Metazoa; Arthropoda; Insecta; Diptera; Tephritidae. The transcript has 4 exons. Gene Ontology annotation, cellular component: RNA polymerase III complex. The record is from RefSeq and is a predicted model, not a curated record.
AGUGAACUUACUUUCGCAGAUUUAUUGCGUAUUUUCUGAAAAUUUGUCUCGGUUAUUCUUUUAAAAUCUUCAUCAUCGGAAGAAUAUUCGCAGGGUAAGGGAGCUAAGCCUGAAAGAAAAAACUAUAGAUUUAAAAAUAUGGCUGCCAACGACAUCUCGCACGAAAUAUUAGCAAUAAUUCAGGGAGUUCCAGCUGGCGCUACAAAUGACGAUCUUGUAAAAGGGCUGCCGGAUGUGCCGGCUCAAGCUCGCCUCGAAGGCUUGAAUAAGUUGUUGCAGCAGGGCACUAUCGAAUUGCUGAAAAAGGGCGAUAAACUCAUAUAUCGUGCAAAAGAUCCGAAGAAGAGUGCAUUACCCAAAGAUGCCGAUAAUGAGGAAAAGAUCAUAUAUGGUAUAAUUGAAGAAGGCGGCAAUAAAGGCAUUUGGAUACGUGACAUACGUUUGCAGUCGAAUCUUAAUAUGACACAGUUAAAUAAAAUUUUAAAAAAUCUCGAGACAAAAAAACUCAUCAAAGCAGUAAAAUCGGUUAAUGCUAGUAAAAAGAAAGUAUAUAUGCUGUAUAAUUUAGAACCAGAUCGUUCAGUAACAGGCGGUGCCUGGUACCAAGAUCAAGACUUUGAAGCUGAAUUUGUGGAUGUUCUUAACCAGCAAUGUUUGAGAUUUCUGCAGUUGACACGUGAAAAUGCCGAAAAGAAGCGCGAAGGACCUUUGGCACUCAAAAGACUUUCGUGUUGUACUGUCAAGGAAGUUCACAAAUUCAUAUCAGAUUUGGGUAUAAGUAAGGUACAUUUGGAUGAAGAUGAUCUGGAAACAAUCCUUAAAACCGUCGUUUACGAUGGCAGUGCGGAGCGCAUAAUGAUGCCUGACGGUUCAUAUGUUUAUCGUGCGGUUAACUCGCCAUUGGCAGCACCUGGUCUUGUUCAAAUGCCUUGUGGCAUAUGCCCCGUAAUAAGGAAUUGUUCUAAAUGUGGUGAUGUAACACCAAAUAAAUGUGUUUAUAUGACUGAUUGGCUGGACUAAAAUUUAAAACUAAUGCUAAUGUAUAUUUAAAUAAAUUUAAGUCUAAUAAAAUAAGACUCCAUAAAA